AUGUCAGAGUAUGAAGCUUGCAUUUUGGAUUUGAGGUUAGCUACUAACAUGGGCAUCCAAGAACUGUUAGUGUUAGGAGACUCAGACUUGCUAGUUCAUCAAAUUCAAGGAGAAUGGGAAACUCGUGACCCAAAGCUCAUACCAUAUCAACAUUGUUUACAAGAUCUCUGUCAACGAUUCGUGUCGAUAAGGUUUAGACACAUUCCUAGAGUUCACAAUGAGAUUGUAGAUGCAUUGGCCACUUUAUCUUCGAUGCUCCAACAUCCUGAUGACGCUCAUAUCGAUCCUUUAUAUAUACAAAUUCGUGGUCAACAUGCUUAUUGCAACAUGGUUGAGGAGGAAUUUGAUGGUAAACCUUGGUUCCAUGAUAUUAAAACAUAUCUUCAGUCUGAAGAAUGUCCGUCGGAUGCAACUAGUAAUCAAAAAAGAACUAUUCGGCGACUAGCUAGCGGGUUUUUCUUAAGCGGAGGCAUAUUGUACAAGAAAACACCUGAUUUGGGUCUUCUAAGAUGUGUAAAUGCUAAAAAGGCUUCAACAAUCAUGAUUGAAGUACACUCGAGAGUUUGUGGACCUCACAUGAAUGGAUAUGUUCUAGCCAAGAAAAUACUUCUAGCAGGUUAUUAUUGGCUCACCAUGGAGCGGGAUUCCAUCCAAUUUGUAAUUAUUACCGAUAAUGCUGCAAAUCUCAACAGUCGUUUAAUGCAAGAGGUAUGCCAUCAAUUUAAGAUUGAGCAUCGAAAUUCGACUCCGUAUCACCCAAAAGCAAAUGGGGUUGUAGAAGUUGCUAACAAAAAUAUAAAAAAGAUACUUCGUAAAAUGGUGCAAGGUUCUCGACAAUGGCAUGAAAAGUUGCCUUUUGCUUUGUUGGGUUAUCGCACUACAGUUCAGGCUAAAAUUGAUGAUGAUGAGUGGAUCAGAACACGGUUGGAGCAAUUGAGUUUGAUUGAUGAGAAGCGAUUGACAUCAGUAUGCCAUGGACAAUUGUACCAGAAAAGAAUGGCAUGA
This is a messenger RNA of Solanum tuberosum (potato), 1005 nucleotides long. RefSeq lists its product as uncharacterized. Gene Ontology annotation, biological process: DNA integration. Lineage: Eukaryota; Viridiplantae; Streptophyta; Magnoliopsida; Solanales; Solanaceae. The record is from RefSeq and is a predicted model, not a curated record. Gene Ontology annotation, molecular function: nucleic acid binding; RNA-DNA hybrid ribonuclease activity. The transcript is spliced from 3 exons. Bases 1 to 1005 code for a protein of 334 amino acids.